Messenger RNA from Eruca vesicaria subsp. sativa (arugula), 1477 nucleotides. NCBI's taxonomy places the organism in Eukaryota, Viridiplantae, Streptophyta, Magnoliopsida, Brassicales, Brassicaceae. The record is from the annotation of a GenBank genome assembly.
AUGACAAAUCAAAGCCUCAACACAUCUUUUUGCCUCACUCCCUCUUGCCCAAUGGCCCAUCACCAGAGCCGUAAGCAUAUCUUCUCAGACUGCCACGUGCCACUCCCAAGUCCCAACGUUAAACACCCUUUAUCUUCUCAAAAACACGUAGAGAGUUGCUUCGUCUCCAUCUUCUUUGAUCAACCCUCCAACUUCAGAAAUAUUAGCAAUGGAGACCAGCGUCACGUGCUACUCACGUGGGAUCGUCCUCCCAAACGCCUCUUUCUCAAAAAUCCUCUGCACUGGUUUCUCAUCCUUCUUCCUCCUCUUCUUCUUUCUGCUUCAAGGUUACAGCGUCUGAAGUCAAGCUCCAUGUUCGGAGAUUCACUACGACUAACACCAAGAACACAAAUGAAAGCAACCAAGGCUAAGAACAAUGGUGCGUCAGCCAUGACUAAAUGUGAAAUUGGUCAAAGCUUGCUUGUGUUAAUUCCUUUUGGUGAUGAACAACUCGCUGUCGAUAUGCUCGCCGACAAGCUUCUCUUUGAGGCUUUGCAAUACUCUCAUGUGUGUAAGUACGCUUGUUCUGAAGAAGUACCUGAGCUUCAGGACAUGGGAGGUCCAGUGGAAGGUGGGUUUAGUGUGGCAUUUGACCCAUUGGAUGGAUCCAGCAUUGUGGAUACAAACUUCACAGUGGGAACCAUAUUUGGGGUUUGGCCUGUAGACAAGUUAACCGGGGUCACGAGAGCAGAUCAAGUGGCUGCAGCCAUGGUAAUCUAUGGUCCAAGAACCACUUAUGGUUUGGCUGUUAAAAGAUUUCUAGGAACUCAUGAGUUCUUGCUUCUUGAUGAAGCUCUAAAUGUAUUCACAUGGAAAUGGCAGCAUGUUAAGGAGACAACAGAGAUCAAUGAAGGGAAAAUGUUCUCACCAGGAAACUUGAGAGCCACGUUUGACAAUUCUGAAUACACCAAGAUUAUUGUAAAGGAGAAAGGAAUCUUCACGAACGUGACUUCUCCUACGGCUAAGGCAAAGUUGAGGCUGUUGUUCGAAGUGGCUCCUCUUAGCCUGCUCAUUGAGAACUUAAGUUGCUUUAUGGCUCAAAGAACGAGAUCAUCCGCUUUGAAGAAACCCUUUACGGAUUAUCAAGACUCAAGAAUGUACUCAAAAGCAUGUUUUUGGGACCAUAAACCGGAUAAUCUACUCUCUUUUUCUUCUAUUGAGUUAUAGGAGAUGCAACGAAACUAGUAUCAAACUCUACUUCUCUCACAAGCUAUGGUAGGCCUAGGAUUUUGACAUGAACCGAAUUUUUUAUUUUUUUGGUUUAUGUUCGGUUAUAAGUUUGGUUCAGUUUGCUACUUUAAAAAAGUUCCAGUAAUCACGGUAUCGUUUAGUUCGUUUUGAUUAAGAAAAUCCUAACCAAAUCAUACUGGUUCGAUCGGAUUCUCUUUUAUAAUAUUUUAACUGAUCAGGCUAUGCUAAGCUUCUAUAAAACUUUUUU